AUGUGGGCCAAAGAGCGACCGACUCUGGCUUUGCGAUGGUUGACAGACAAGCCGGUGUGGGUAGACCAGUGGCCCCUCAGUCGUGAAAAGCUUAUGGCCCUGAAAAAUUUAGUGGAAGAGCAGUUGGCUGCAGGACAUGUUGAACCCUCUCAUAGUCCUUGGAACACCCCUGUGUUUGUAGUUAAGAAAAAAUCUGGAAAAUGGGGACUUUUGCAUGAUCUUAGGAAAAUAAAUGAUGUAAUGGCGCCAAUGGGGGCUUUGCAGACAGGCCUGCCAUCGCCCACGAUGAUCCCAAUGAAGUGGGAUAUUGUGGUAAUGGACUUAAGAGAUUAUUUCUUUACUAUUCCUUUAGCAGAACCUGACACGGAAAAAUUUGCUUUUGCUGUACCAUCCGCAAACAACAGUGAGCCUACCAAAAGGUAUCAUUGGAAGGUAUUGCCACAGGGAAUGAAAAAUUCCCCAACAAUCUGCCAAUGGUUUGUGGCAAAAGCAUUGACUUCUGUCAGAGGAAGAUGUCCGCAGUGUUAUUGUUAUCAUUAUAUGGAUGAUAUUUUGUUAGCCACACCUUGUUUACCUCUUUUAGAUGAAAUAGAAAAGGACAUGCACAAAUCACUAGAAAAUUAUGGAUUGAUUGUGCUGCCUGAAAAGGUGCAGUGACAGCAGCCAUGGUUGUAUUUGGGAAUGAAAGUGUUGGAUCAAGUGGUGAGGCCGCAACCUAUUCGGUUAGAAGUGAAUAUAAAAAUGCUGAAUGACGUACAAAAGGUGGCAGGAAUGAUUAAUUGGAUUCAACCCUAUUUAGGGUUGACGUCAUCUAAAUUACAGCCACUUUUGGACCUUUUGAAGGGGGACGCAAAUAUAGCUGCUCCUCGAAAAUUAACACCUGAAGCGAAACAAGUGAUUGAAGAUGUAGGACAAGCAAUUAGCAGAAGUCAAGUGUGGAGAAUUGAUUUGACUGUGGCUGUGCAUGUUUUUGAUUCAACAUGUGACCGGUAUCCCUCAUUCUCCCACAGGACAAGCUAUCGUGGAGCGUGCCCAUGGCACCUUGAAGCGUAUGCUCCAAAAACAAAAAGGGGGAAUGGGGGGCAAAAGUCCGGAAGCACGCCUUAA
This is a messenger RNA of Leptosomus discolor (cuckoo roller), 1107 nucleotides long. The record is from RefSeq and is a predicted model, not a curated record. NCBI's taxonomy places the organism in Eukaryota, Metazoa, Chordata, Aves, Leptosomiformes, Leptosomidae.